Messenger RNA from Puntigrus tetrazona (Sumatra barb), 1772 nucleotides. RefSeq names its product WAP four-disulfide core domain 1 (gene wfdc1). Gene Ontology annotation, molecular function: peptidase inhibitor activity. NCBI's taxonomy places the organism in Eukaryota, Metazoa, Chordata, Actinopteri, Cypriniformes, Cyprinidae. The transcript has 7 exons. The record is from RefSeq and is a predicted model, not a curated record. Gene Ontology annotation, biological process: regulation of cell growth. Gene Ontology annotation, cellular component: extracellular region. The coding region runs from base 324 to 968 and encodes 214 amino acids.
GUGCUUUUCGUGUCAGUAGACACAUUUAACCCUCUCCUCAGAAUAACCGAUGCAUAGACAGCUGUCUCUUUUUCUCUUUCUUUUUCUUUGACUUCUCUUCCUCAAUUUCCCUUUUGUAGGAUUCUCUGCAGCUUUUGUUAUCUUUAUGGCUCUGGAAACUCUCCCUUAGAGGAAUUUAUGUAACUGCAACAGGACAGAGACACCUUAAGCACAUACAUGCUGGAGGAAGCCACAACAUAAGCACCUUCAACGGGAACAACUUUAAAAGUCUGAGGAUUGCUGGGAGAGAAGAAGAAGAACAAUCAGGCUGAAAAAGCAGGACCAUGCCGGGCUGUCAGAUCUGGACUGGGUUUUUGCCGGUUCUGCUGGUCUUUCUGCUGUCUGCAUCUGGUUCAGGGAAUGCUCGCAUGAUCAGGAAGAGAGGACUCAACCAGAAGGACUACGAGUACCCCAACCAUCCUCAGACGGCUCAGCACCAGAAGAACGACCGCUGUCCUCCUCCGCCGCAGAUGCUGCCCGAGCGGGCCUGUGAGGUUCCGGGCUGCCGGUCCGAUUCGGAGUGUGAGAGACACAAACGGUGCUGCUACAACGGCUGCAUCUACGCCUGCCUGGAGUCAGUGCAACCUCCACCAGUGCUGGACUGGUUGGUGCAGCCCAAGCCGCGGUGGUUAGGAGGCAAUGGCUGGCUUUUAGAUGGACCAGAAGAAGUUCUGCAGGCUGAGGCCUGUAGUACCACGGAGGAUGGAGAUGAGCCUUUGCUCUGCCCAACUGGUUAUGAGUGCCACAUUAUCAACCCGGGAAACCCUUCAGCUGGGAUCCCAAACCGAGGCCAGUGCAUCAAACAGCGUGGAAACUCAGAUGGACGUAGCCUGAGACACAAGUCCUUCAAAGAUUACAAGGAUUAUUUAGGAAGUAACUCCAACAAUGCAGUGAGCUAUGAGAAACAUCAGCAUAAGCAUUUGGGCUGAGACAGGUUCGAUUCUGGAUGAGUGAAGUAACCAGUAACCACUGACCCUUAUACCUGAACCACAACCGUUAAAUCAAACAGAACUGCACAAGCCUUUCUCUUCAGCUUAAACCAUAGAUUGGUUCAAAUCUGGUGCUCUUUUUCUUAAGUGCUUACGGUGUGACAAAGAUGGCGUGACAAAAAUGCAAAGUUAAAAUUUCCUACCUCUCAUGAAAGCCAAAAACAGACGACAGAAAGUAUCAAAAAACUUGUACAAUAACAUGUCUAAUACUUUGGGUAAAAUGACAAUUAUCUAUAUGUGAGUUAAAGGAAACUAUUUGGUGUGUGGUUUUUAUGCUGCUGAGUCAGAUUUUUUUUCCCCACUUUAAACAUCAAAAACUAACUACUCUCAUUUACCGUGCAGCUUUAACUUUUGGUAUAGAAAUGCUCCAUAAUCACUUUAAUUUCAUACCACACAAUUAUGUUUCUGCUUUAGAAUUUUUGUUGUUGUCGUUGUUGUUUGUUUUCAAAAAAAUCGUGUUUGGGUGCUUCUCUCAGCUAGUUCAUUAUAGCCAAGAAAAUGUUAAAUUCCUUCUGUGCUCUGUCACUGCAAGCUAUUUGUUUUUCAUAUGGUGCUCCAAUCAAUAACUUUGGUUGUUGUUGUUGUUGUUGUUGUUUACUCAUGGUGCAGGUUUAUGUUUUACUCCACUGCUCUCUGAUAAGCUAUAGAAAUCUGACGAGUGGGAUAAACCACAAUACAGCUUUCAGUGAAACAAAACAUUUGAAACUGGUGCUGCAUAUACUGCCUUGUAAUUCCAAAUAAAAC